Messenger RNA from Dujonia railenensis, 1053 nucleotides. The record is from the annotation of a GenBank genome assembly. Lineage: Eukaryota; Fungi; Ascomycota; Pichiomycetes; Serinales; Debaryomycetaceae.
AUGUUGAAGAGAUAUUUGGCUACACUGAGACCAGAACUACAAGCAUUUGCUGGCAGAAUGGCCGGAGUUAGAGCAAUAUCUCCGUUGACGUUAAAUGCUGUUCGUUCUUUCAGUAACAACUCCACUGCCCCAUCUCUUUCGUUCUUCCAGAGGGAAAGACUUCCAGCUAACACUGUAAUCAGAUUUGUCCCUCAGCAAACAGCAUGGAUUGUGGAAAGAAUGGGGAAAUUUAACAGGAUAUUGCCACCAGGUAUAGCAUUUCUUAUCCCAGUGCUUGAUAAGAUUACCUACGUUCAAUCGUUGAAGGAAAAUGCCGUGGAAAUCCCUUCGCAGAAUGCUAUCACAGCCGACAACGUGUCUCUUGAACUAGAUGGGAUCCUUUACAUUAGAGUCAUUGACCCAUAUAAGGCAUCUUAUGGAGUUCAAGAUUUCCAAUUCGCCAUUUCCCAGUUGGCACAGACCACCAUGAGAUCCGAAAUUGGUUCAAUGACCCUUGACGCUGUAUUGAAAGAAAGACAGCAGUUGAACCAGAAUAUAAAUAGAGCCAUCAAUGAGGCAGCACGUGAACAUUGGGGUGUUGAAUGUCUCAGAUACGAGAUUAGAGAUAUUCACCCACCUCAGAACGUCUUGGACGCAAUGCACAGACAAGUCUCUGCUGAACGUUCCAAAAGAGCAGAAAUCUUAGAAUCUGAAGGUACCAGACAGUCUAGGAUCAAUAUCGCUGAGGGUGAAAAGCAGUCUGUGAUUUUGCAGUCUGAAGCUCAAAGAGAACAGCAGAUUAACGCUGCUCAAGGUGAAGCUCAGCUGAUCUUACUUAAAGCUGAUGCCACUGCUUUAGGAUUGGCUAAAGUGGCACAAGCUAUCAAAGAGACGCCAGGUGGUGACAAGGCUGUCUCGUUGCAAGUGGCACAAGAGUAUGUCAAAGAGUUUGGUAAAUUGGCCAAGGAAUCCAAUACUGUCGUCAUCCCAUCCAACUUGGGAGACAUGGGUAAUUGGAUGGCCAGUGGGUUGUCUAUCUACGAAAACUUGAACAAGACAAUCACCAAGAAGUAA